Liolophura sinensis is the source of this 1096-nucleotide messenger RNA. RefSeq names its product testis-expressed protein 47-like. The transcript is spliced from 8 exons. The record is from RefSeq and is a predicted model, not a curated record. NCBI's taxonomy places the organism in Eukaryota, Metazoa, Mollusca, Polyplacophora, Chitonida, Chitonidae. The coding region runs from base 3 to 752 and encodes 249 amino acids.
AGAUGGCGUCCGAGUACGAUGAACGUGAGGAGUCUGUCCUCGAACCAACAAAUCCUACCCUUUUAGACGCUAUAGAAGAAAAAAACAGAGCCAUUGGGAAGAAAAACCUAAUUCAUCGAAUGGUCUGCAUAUCCAGACUGAGGGAUAAUGCAAGUGACCCUAAUUCUGUUGGAAAUCAUUAUGAAAAACUGUUCAAGCAUCUUCAGAAUAUGUACCAGAGUGAACCCAUCACAGGUCUACUGCUCAUCUAUCACAAACACAUUGUCCAUGUUGUUGAGACAUCCUCAGAUAUGCUGUUAAAGUAUGUUCAAGAUUUGCAGAAAACUGAACAGGACGAAACCAGCUUCGCAGCCAAGUCCAAAAUCCUGGUUGUUUCUCAUGAUAUCCCAGACAGACUGUAUAGUCAGUGGAGUUUCCGAGGUUUGGAUAUACAGGCUCACAGUCUGGAUCAAAACGAGAGCAAUGAAGACACAUACAAUGUGGUGGGAGAUGUUCUGACGCAGCUUGUCAAGCUUGGGGUGCAUUUGUCCAGACAACCGAAGCUAACAUUGAAGAGUGCCAUGGAUUCUCUGUAUGAGAAAGUUCCAGAACUUUUACCUCAACAGGGAACGAUACACUCUCUACUGAUGAAUGAUGAUAACUGUAUGAUACUGCCAAAAGAAUAUUUAGCCAUGUAUGAGCAACCGUUCGAUUUUACCCUGGACAGUGAACUCUCAUGGCCUCUACCAACACGCCUUUUCCCCUACAACUGAGCGCUGCUGAAGCAGGCAGAUGUCUCUGGAAAGCUUGGACUGAAGAAAAUUUGGUCUAAAGAAAUUGCCUGUGAUAGUCUUUUUUUUUUCUCAAGAGGAAAUUUUCAAUACUGCUGGGGCAGUCCUUAAUGAAAUCUUCUGAAUAUGUGUAUUGACUACAUUUACAACAUGCCUGCCUUUUGGGUUCUUUUAUGUGUAUUCGAACACAUUUUAAGCCGGGUUUUCAAUCACUGUUUUAAAUGCCCUUUACCCAUUCUUGUUUACUUACAUCAAGCACAUUGAAGGUGUUCAGAGCAUAUCACUUCAAAACAUGUUAGCCUUUUGUAAUUAAACUACAUGUACUU